Trichoderma citrinoviride is the source of this 1713-nucleotide messenger RNA. RefSeq lists its product as hypothetical. The coding region runs from base 1 to 1713 and encodes 570 amino acids. The transcript is spliced from 3 exons. Lineage: Eukaryota; Fungi; Ascomycota; Sordariomycetes; Hypocreales; Hypocreaceae. The record is from RefSeq and is a predicted model, not a curated record.
AUGUCCGACAAUGGCAAAUCAGCAACGGACAUCAUCACCUACGUCGGUAUUCCAUUGGCGGUCUUGGGAGUUCUGCCCAUCCUCUACAACACAUUCGCAACUCUCGCUUCUCUCUCACGCAUCAAGCGCAUGCUCCGGCGGAGUCGCCUCACUGCACUCACCCGCAGCGACGUCGUCAACCGCGUCAUCGAGAUUGACCUCCCGCGCUAUGCCGUGAUGCCACUGGACAGGUUCCAGAACAGAUCCGAGUACUGGACGCUCUCGCGACAUCCCAGCUCCAUUCCCGGCGGUAGCUGGACCACAUUCAACUGGAAGACGAAUACCAUCGGCAUGAAGACCCAGCGCGUUGAAUAUGCCGAUCAGGUCCGCCAGCCGCAGGUCGAGGUCGCGUUUACUGAGCUCGUUUCGUAUCUGUUGGAUCUGGGGGCUGUGCCGGAUCCUCAUGGCUGGAAGCUGUUGAGGUCAACGGGGCUUUGGGCGCCGGUGGGAUGUUCGCUGAUGAUGUCGCCUGAUGGGAGGGAAAAGGCUCUUAUGAUUGCGCCGCUGGACGACUCGGAUGGGCAUCUGUCUCUCGCUGUGGCUUGGUCUAGCUCAUGGAUUACCCGCGAUCACGCCCAUCUGCCGCCGUACUGGGUCCGUUUGCCCUCGCCAGCAGGCAAGCUAGGAGAAGCAGCGACUUCAUAUGGCAAUUCCAACCAGAAGAAGGGCGAGAAAAAGGUAUCAGAUACCGACGAAGACCAUGUUCAGAAUGGAGACUCCGGUGAAGCGGCGGCAAGCCACCACGAGGCAGACCAUAUUCAACGUCAGGUUGAUGCAAACGCCGAGAGCGACAUCACUUGUGAAAUCUCACUCUCUGGCCUUGAGACGGCAUUGGUUCAAGGUGAUCCUAACAACAGCACCGCUACCACGCUUGAGAGCCUUUACAUCGACCAUCUCCGCAUACAGUCCCGAAAGUCAAACGGCAUCUGGUUUGCCAGCGCCGCCACGGCAUACGGCACCUCUAGCCAGACCAUCCUCUGGAACUACAAAAUCCCGGACGACAUCCUGUCGUUUUCCAGAAAAGCUACUGUACCGUGCGGUGUCCUGGUGCUUCUGGGCAUGGUGGACGAGUCGGAGACGCCUGAAUGGGCGACCAAGCACCAUGACUAUGGUGCUUCACUUGAUCAGUUCUCAUCGAGACAGCGAGAGCAGCGUCUGGCCAUGGAAGCAGAGUCACGCAUGGCUCCUGCUCAGCGAGAGCAAGCCGUCAGGGAUAGAACCCGCAGAGAGAUGGAGCAGCGGAUGCAGGACAUGCGCGACAAGAUGAGGACGGAUCAACAGCGUCGUGAUCAGCGCGCCAUGGAAGCUCUCCAAAGCCCCAAAUGGGACACGAAGCUGGUCGCCAACUACAGUCUAACAUGGCUCAAAUCUCGAAAGCUCUGGGACGAGAGUCUGACCAUCAAAGAUAUUGUCGGUUUCAUGCUGCACCGCAUGGUUCGCGACGGAAAAUUCACCUCUACUCUCUGCAACAUGCUGGACACCUGGAAGGCGUGGGCUGACAUGGGAGGCAUGAGAACGACGGACUUCCAGAUGAUUCAGGAGAACCAGUCCGUUUUUGCUGAGGCUACCUUGUUGAUUGCGCUGAUUGAAGAUACCUCUGAUGCGCUGGAGGGAACGCUGGCGAUGGACUUGCAGGAGUGCUUGCGGAUUUGGCAGAAGGUGAGGCUUGGGUGA